AUGCUUAAAAUUUGGAUGCUUCGCUUGGUCAAUAACAUUGGAAAAUAACAUCCGCCAUCUUGGAUGCUUCGCUUCCGCGAUCAUUGAUGAACUUUCGACUUUGCUAAUGCUUUCGUUUCCCCGGGUGUAAAUAGCCGGGCGGAAUUAGUACCCUCGUCCCGGCGCUUCGCGCCGUUGGCUCGGGGAUGAAAUUACAAAUGCUUGUGUUUGCGUAAUAUAUAGUUAAUAUUAAUAGAGAGGUUAAGAUUGACGUUUAUGGCAGACCAGUAACUGCUAACCGCUAACUUCAUAUUUUGAGAUCAAUUGCAUGUUUAUCUCAUACCUAGCGUAUUAGUGGCUUUCCUAUUGGCUACGAGGAGGUGCGUGCAAUCACGAACCGGCAACCUGCUUUAUGAAGCGAUUUGAACAAAUUUCCGACGAAGAUUUAAAUAAAAAAUGAAUUAACUGUUUUCAAUUGUUUUAUAUUUAUUAUUUUUUUUUAUUUUGUUUAAUGAAAAUGGAAUAUUAAUUCUGUAUUCAAAGUGGAAGAGAAGAAAGAUAGCCGCCCCGAAAUUUGUUCGGCACGGGCAGGUUUAUUUAAAUCUUGGAAAUUAUUUCGCAUAAUGUGUUCAUUUUCUCUUUUGAAGUAUAAGGGAAUACUGUAGAGAAUUGUUUUAGCUUCAAUUUAAGCCUAAGUUUCUUUAUUUGCGUAGUAUGUUGACGGCUAAAAUGUUCGUUAUCCAAACAAGAAAUUAUAUACUAAAAUGCGUAAAUUCUUUAGUACUUUUGACCGAAAUGAUAUGUGAUAAAAACCAAACAUUCUUGCAGGUUCGGUGAGUCUGUGAUUGGACGCACCUCGGGUGGCUGGAAGUUUCCCGAACUCACCUAGCUUCGCUCGAGAUGAAUUCAAAUGCAAAUUUAAGCUUGCCGCUUGCGGUUAGCGGUCUGCCGUAUACGUCAAUCUUAACCUCUCUAAUGUUUUUAAUCAAAUGCUUUCUAUUUAUCAGUUAAUUAAAAGUGUAGUCUCUCAUAACUGUAGUACUUGACUGAAUUAACCGUAAUACAUUAUAUUGCCAAAACCGAACAAUAUAUUAUAUAUGAUAUAUAUUCAAAUAUUUCUUAGUCUGGUUAUGAAAACCCAAGACGAACGUGUGCUUUUAUUGAACCUGACAUAAACGGCAGUAAAUGGAGCAGUAAAGGAUGCACAUUGAAUAAAGCUGAAUCGAGUGAGAAAAAUGUUAUCUGUGAUUGUGAUCAUAACACUGCUUUUGCUGUUAUGAUGGAUGUUGCUGAUGUGCAGGUAAGAUUUUAAUUAUAGGUCAUUUCAGUUUACUGUAAGUGGAACGUUACACCGGUAGGAGAUCGGCACGUUGACCGUUACCGCGGAGUGAAUUAUGCUACUGUAGAGGAUUUAUGUUAAAGAGAACUUCUUUGUUUUGCAAAAAUAUAGGGUUUUUUUAGAAAACGAGAUAUAACAUUUCGACGUUUUAGCCUAAUGUGAAAUGUGUUCGAAAAUUGCAUUCAUUUGUUUGUUUGAACUACCAGGAUAGCAAGGGACAUUUGUAGCUAUAAGGGGAUGCCCAUGUAAACCUGCGGUCCAGCUAGCCGAGAUGGUUUGUGUCACGAAAAAUAUAUUUCGAAUGAACUUUUUACUGUUAGUGGAAUCAAUCUCAGCUAACUGGACUUUGAACGUCAUGUUGAAUACUUAUCAAAGCCGCGAUAAGACUUUUAUUAAACAAAUCAUCCCGAUUAACCGGGCUCCUCAUCUGCACAUGAACACAACCCCUGAGCAUGAAACGAAAGCAGGCGUAAAAAUUGUGGUGUCAAGUGUGUAUUGGGAUAGUUUUAUUUUAGUCGCACGAAACAAAAGGAGAGGAGGAAAAUAGUGGGAUUCGCGUGCACAAAACCAGUGCAGCACAAGCGCAAAGACAUGCUAUUCUUUGAAUAAAUACAAAUAAGGCUUUUGAUCCCGACCAAACUAACAGACUAACAAACUCACACAGCGACAUGGCAAACUUCGUUUGGGCACCGCAAUAGUACAAAUUUUAGCAUACGUUUGCGAUUUCAUCCGAUCCCAAAGUUUACACAAUAUUUCAUAAGAAUAUUCCUUACUUUUUCAGCUAACAGAGUCUGAGCGCAAAAUAUUAGAAACGAUUUCCACCAUUGGAUGUUCAAUAUCGUUGGUCGGUAUCACCCUGACCGUUCUUCUGUAUGUUUGUUUCUGGAAACAUUUCAAGUCACCUCGUGUCAAAGUUUUGCUCAGUUUGUGUGUUGCCAUUGGAUUAACUGAUAUCUUCGCUAUACUUGAGGGUGUUGCCAGAGAUAGUCCGGUAAGCUUCCUUAUCAAAAACGUUUUACCAUUAAAAUAUUGAUAGCUUAUAGUGCAGGGUGCGACAAUUUCCGUAGUUACGAAGGUACGCCAAUAUUACGGUCUGUUACUUCUGUCUUUUCGGUCACGUACCAUGUAUGUUCGCGUCACUCGUGUUAUUUGCGCACUUAACUUUUUGCUUUCGACCUUUCUAAGCCCAAGUUAUUCAAAACCAUAUUUUAGUCGCAAUAUGUGCAAGUCUAGCAUGACUUUGCAUUAAACAUGAUUGGACUGAUAUGAUGAGAUAGGACUAAGGAAUGUUAGAGUCGGUCGUAGUGUUUGUGUACCUAACUGGCUAACUACUAGUGUCAGGUUACUGAAGGAAUCCCUUUUGGAAACCUGUACAUUGUGUACUAUAUUCUAAAAACUAACUACACCUCCAGUGUGCGUCGAGUCUUAAGUUUGUACUAUAGCUCAAGUACGCGGCAAUUGCCAUUGGAGUACCAGUAAGAUACGACUAAAACGUUUGAAUUAUCGCACCCUGUAGUGGUUAGGAAUGCAUGUCCGGAGCCAAAGAGGCGGCUGUCAUUGUUGUCCAGUCAGUGCGGGCAGCAAGAGGGAGGAAGGUUAAGAACUACACAAGAAAGUCACAUAAAUUGAAAUUGAGAAACGUUUUCAAGCAAUUUAUCUCGCAUUUGAAACUUAAACACCCCUGAGGAAUCAUUACCAAACUCUCCAUAUGAAAAUGUGUGGAAAAUAAAGCCUAAUUCCUAAAUAAUGGACGUCUGUCGAUCUGUCAUAUUUUUUACAAUGCAUUUUAGCCCUUAGCGCAAUGCAACACAUAAGAAAACCUGACUAAAAACGCAUGCACAUGCAGUGACCGAAAGUUCAAACUUAUUAGCGAAUUUACUCUGUUUUUCGAACGAAGAUUUGCUCUACUUCAGUUGGCACUGUCGAAUUAGUUGCUUGGUGCCAGGGACUCCCCGCUCAUAUCAUCACUUUCUUCUCUUUUACCACAGUAAUAUAUGUAUUAUAGUUCUGAGGGAUUAUGUUUUGGGGCAGAAUUUCAGGAUAUAUUAAAGGCUAAUCUUCAAUUUUACCAUCGUUUAAAUUGGAUCAUCUUAUAAAUCCAUGGCAUUAUAAAGUAAUCCAUCUUAUUUUUUUAUCCAAUUUUCUUCCAUCAAAAAUUUUUCAUCACUCUGAUGUGAAUAUAUGAGGGAGUCAGAGUGUAUAUGCAUUUUUAUAUGCACCGGCAAUAAAUGAACUGCUACCUAGUUAUGAGGGGCUCCCCGGGUUUCUAGCGAACAAGUGAAUAUGACAGAUUUUGUUUUCAUUUAGUAUGUGACGUCAUACCGCUAGUCCAAAAUUGACAAGAUCUGCUAAAGCCACCUAGGUCUGGGCACAGAUCUGAUAAAGCCACAUACAUGGCUGCUGUUGGACAGCAAGCAAGUAAAUUUUAGUCAACGCGUACAGCCAUCAUGUAUUGAAUUUUAUUUUGGUUUGGUUUGGUUUGGUUUAGUUUAUUUCAACACAAUUCUUCAAUUUGUAAAUCUUGUCUUGUCUUGUCUUGUCUUGUCUUGUCUUGUCUUGUCUUGUAAGAUAAACCAAUAAAUGCGACAAUUUAAUACAUAUUUACUGUAUGUAUGUCUAAUUCCUUUUCAACAGAAAUUCUGCAAAGCAGUAGCGGCUCUCCUGCAUUUCUUUGUGCUGUCAGCGUUCGGAUGGAUGUUGUGUGAGGGAAUAUUACUGUACAUCUUACUCAUCAAAAUAUUUGAUGGUGCUCGUGGGAAACACUGGAAGAUCUUUAAUUUCAUUGGCUGGGGUAAGUGUUUUCUCUUUCCGAAAGAAGACAAUUAUAGUACAACCCCAAUAACCUAAACCUAUUUCCCGUGAAUUUGUUCAUACUAUAUAUUCAAUAGUUUUGACGUACUUACAUCGCAGAAAAAAUAUUGUUUUUUUAUGAAUUUGACACUUAUUCCCUUGUCUCGAAAUCUCGCUUUCUCGAACAUUUUUGCUUCCUAUGGCUGUUCGAGAUAGCGAGGUACUACUACAUAUGUAUUUUCACCAUUUAAUUUUAAGUUGAGUAAGGAUAAUUGAAUGGGUUAUUUUAGUAACCAUAAGAGAAAAUCGUGAAUUAAUUGGAGUAAGAAAAUAUUUGAUGAUCUGUCAAGUCUACUUGCCACCAAAUACUGCUAUAUAAUUAGAAUAAACACUGCCAACAUAAUGUAGGUGGGCAAACUACCAUUUCCUGCGCAGCAGGGGCUCUUCGAAGUGCUACUAAUUCAUUGGGAAAUCAUGAAAAUCGUAACAUUUUCCAUAAUAUAUUUCCCAAUAUGCUGAUAUUCAUUCAUACACUUACAUUGGUUUCACCUUGGUAUACGUACAUGAACUUGUGGUUAAGAGCUCAACAACUGGGUACUGUAGCUCAAUUGGUGAGAGCGCUGCAUCGCAACUGCUCCUGGUGAGGUUUAUUAUAAUAUUUAUAAUGAUUAAUUUUACUCUCGAAAUUUGCAUCUAUAAAACCCUUCAGCAUGUCAUUUAUUGUGGUUACUGUAUUUAAUAUUACUUACUGGUAGUUGCAAGAUAACAGCUUUCUAUAUAGCUGAACAAGUCUAAAACUGUGUAAAUAUAGAUACUUAUAGUAAUAAUAAAUCCCGAGUUCAUAAGUGAAAGUAAAGACUAUGACAACGUGUUUACCACUUGUUAUAUUAAUAUCGUUACAGGGAUUCCUUUAUUGAUCGUUGUUAUAUCACUUGGAGCGACUCAGGGUGAAGGAUAUGGAACAGAAUCUUCAUGUUGGCUUAGCGUUGAAAAUAAAGUGAUUUGGGCUUUUGUGGGACCUGCUUUCAUUGUCAUAUUGGUGGGUGCUCUCAUCUCAAUCUUUAGGUCAACUAGUUUGUACAUGUAUCUUUAUCCCUGUAAAGAAAUGUCGUUUAGCAGUAAUUAUUAUUUGGUAUUUAAGACACAUUUUCGCAUAAAAAAUUAAUUACAAUGUGUUUACAUUCAAAGUCAAAUUUAGUUUAUAGUUAUUUACAUGGUCAUAAAAUUUAAGGUAAAAUAGAUUAAGAAUAUUAUUAAAAUAUAAGUUAAGGAUAUUAAGUUAAGAAUAUUAUUAAAAUAUAAAUUGUUCAACCAUUCAAUCUAAGGUAGAUCCCUUCCUCUAUUUCAUGGCAUUCAGCUCAAUAAUUGCUGUUGGAAAGAAACUGUUUUUAAAACGUUCAGUUCUGCACUUAUGAAAUGACAGAUUAUUUAAGUUUCUAAUAUAACAUUGUUGAGCACAAGCUCUAGAUUGUGUCAGGUGUUCAGCAUGGGACCUGCACGUUUAAUAAUCUUCUGUAAAGUAUUUAUACAAGUUUCGUUUCGCCUGUCGCUAAGUCUUGUGCAAUUAGCCAAUUGGAGGGCUUCGUCGUAUGAGUGGCCAGGAAAGAUAAUGCGCAUGGCACGCUUUUGUACUCUUUCCAGUUCGUCAGACAGAUAGCGGGGUUUCGCGUAAUUCCACACCUCACAACAGUAUUCCAGAAUAGAACGAAUAAGCGCGAAGUAUAUGUUGGUAAGAUCAGCAGGAGGGACACCACCGCGGCAUAAUACCCGAAGACCGUAUAACCGUUUGGAGGCCUUGGUGACGAUUGAUCGAAUUUGCUCAUCCCAUUUUAGAUUGUGUUGAAUAAUUAAACCGGUACCCAACACUUUGUGCGAUUGUAUCGUUUCUACCACGUGACCAUCAAUUGUCAAAGGUGGUAGCUGCAGUGUUUCUUUAAGAGAAGAAAUCCGGAGCUCUUUGCACUUUUUGGCAUUCAAUUUCAUACAAUUGUAAAUUGACCAUGAAUCGAUAGAAUCAAGAGUUGACUGAGUGGCAGAGAAACUGUUCGAUGUACGAUUUUCAGAAGAUGAGACAUCGUCCACAAAUUUCCACAUUUUCGUGUCUGGGGAGUUUACUCUCAAAUCAUUAAUCAUAAUGAGGAACAAUAUUGGACAAAGUUUAGUCCCUUGAGGGACCCCAGCUGUCACUGGGAUGGCUUGAAAAGGAUUCUCCAAUUUUAACUCGUUGUCCUCGAUCACAAAGAAAGUUUAUAAUCCAGGGUAUUAAAGACCGCCAAACGCCCAGGUCUAGCAGUUUUUCAAUGAGAAUAUUGUAUCCAGCCCGAGCUGAGUCCAAAUUCGAGACCCAAUAUUGGAGCAUAUCAAAGAGGCAAUAGGUGGUCGACGUUCCUUUCAAACAGUCAAAUUGGCAGGGUUCGAUCUUUCCCUUGACGUCGUCAAUUAGCCAACUUACAACAAAAUCUUCCAGCAGUUUGGACAGGCAAGAGGACAACGAUAUUGGUCUGGUAUCUCCUUCACGUUCGGGUUGUUGUACCUUCGGGAUUGGAAUGAUAUUGGAUUCUUUCCAAAUUCUCGGGACGACGCUGGAGGAAGGAUUGCAUUAAAUAUGGUGGUAACUGGAUCGGCUAGCACGUGAGCAACAUCUUUUAGAAAUUGACUUGGUACAACAUCAGAUCCUGUUGCUUUAUAAGGUUGAAGAGCCAAAAGCUUUGAAGGUUGAAGAGCCAAAUGUCCUUAGCCGGUAAGAACGCGGGCAGUGAAUUUGCAUCAAAUGUCGGAAUAUCCGCGUUGACAGACAGGUAAAAUUCAUUAAGGGUACUUGCUAGUUGUUCGUCGUUCAGAGUUUCCCCGUUGCGUUCUAAAGAGAAAGAUUUUGUUUUCUCAGUUUUACCGGACAUUUUUUUUACCAUUUUCCACCAUCUACGACUGUCAGUGUUUCUUAGGUGUUGAACUUUGUUCUUAUAAAAAGACUUUUUUCUUUCCCUUAUUUCGUAUCAAGUUCUCCGUUCGUCAAACCGUCCGUUCGGCAAACUGUCCGUUCGGCAAAAUGUCCGUUCGGCAAAACGUCCGUUUGGCAAAACGUCCGUCGGCAAAGUGUCCGUUCGGCAAAGUGUCUUUCGGCAAAGUGUCUUUCGGCAAAGUGUCUUUCGGCAAAAUGUCCGGCCACCAUUUCGUAUUGGACCUUGCGUCUUAGUGAGAGCCAAAGGGGAAUGGUCCUGCUAUGGAAUGCUUUCUGACGAUCUCUUAUGAGGGUUUUAAUGGCUGGUGUUACCCCAGGUUUAUCGGAAUGAUGGAAUUUUACCACGUACCUAUUAAUGAUAUACUGGAAAUACAUUCAUGAAGAAACCCUUCGUCUUGAUGGCAAAACCAUUAUAUUUUCCGAACAUGAAGAAUUUGAAGUAGUUCUCAUGGUAACACGAUAAUUUUAUUAAGAAAUUUUUAAAUUUGAAGAUCCCCUAAAAAUAUCACUAGUAUUUUAAUUACAAUUUCAAUAUAUAUAUAUAUAUAUAUAUAUUAAGUAUGUCAUUAUACGUUAUUAGUAUAAUUACAUAGGUGAUUAUUGAAAAUUCUCCACGCUGAUUGGUUACCGUUGAGGUGAUUGUUACGCGAUAAUCACCUAAGCGAUUUUCAAAAUGGCGGCCGAAGCCGUUUUGCCAAUUAAAAGACGAAGAAAUGUGCAUUUUUAAUUUUUUUUCCAAAUAAUCACCCAUGAAAUUAUACUAAAACAAUUAUUCACCUCAGGCUCGGUGAUUAUCGUGAAUAAAAACCUCGACUUCGUCUCGGUUUUUAUUCACCGAUAAUCACCUCGCCUUCGGCGAAUAAUUGUUAAUUAUACGUUAUUAUUCAACCACAAACGCUUCGAAAAUAUAUGACUUAAAACUAAUAAAACUACUACCUUUUAUCGAUAAACCUUGAGUUUGAAAGAAAAAGAUUUCAAAUUCUCGCACGAAAAUAACUUUGCUUUUCUCUUUAAUUAAAUAUUUUAGUGCAUUAAAAAAGGUAAUUAAUAAAAAUACGGUAAAAUGUAAUGCUAUCUUUUUUCAUUAUGUCCAUGCAACGAUCAGUUUUCAAAAGCAAUUAUAAAAGGAAACAAUACAUCAUUAUUUAAAACAAACUUACCUUCAUUGGUUCUUUCAAUUUUCUGAAACGAACUCGUCUGAAAAAAAUUUAAUUAAAAGCAGAUGUAUUAAUUUUCAAAUAGUAUCUGUUAUUAUAAUGUCGUAAUGCGGUCAUAAUAAAGCGAAAUUUAAAUUUGACCACUCAGUGUUCGCCAAUUCCUUGACAGUCCACCAUUUUUUCGAAAUCAGUGGAAGAUCCACCCUUGGCCACGGAUCCCGAUGAUUGAUGCAUGAACUUCACACUUCGCUCGAGGGAUAUGUGUAAUUUUCAUUCCCCAAUUUGUAAACAUGUUCCAAUUCACCGUUUGGUGCAAGAACAUGUCAAUCGACCACCAAUUAUUAUUAUUAGUAUUAUAAAAUAUAUCACAACUGGUUUCCUUUGUCCGUCUUUGUCUUCCAGGCCAACACAAUCGUGUUUGUCAUGGUGCUACGUACAAUGAUGAACUCUCACAAUAUCAAACAACGAAACAAUAUUGGUAAAGUCAGAGCUGGUGUAAAAGCUGCUGUAGUAAUCUUCCCAAUCCUUGGCUUGACUUGGGUGUUUGGCUUGAUGACUUUCAACAAAGAAACGUUGUUCUUCCGCUAUCUUUUUGCCGUGUUCAAUUCCACGCAAGGAAUGCUCAUUUUCUUGUUUCAUUGUGCCUUUAAUAAACAGGUAAGUGCCGCGAGAAUAUCUGAAGUUGACGGUCCAUUGUAGAAAAUAUUUUACAAUAAGCAGCCAUGGUUUGCACCUACAUUGCUCGAAAAAUUAUCUCAAACGCAAGGUUCGAUCAGGAUAGAUAGUGCUCUACCAUCAGCUGUCGUGAUUUGUGUUUGAAAUUGCCUGAACAGAUAACUUGUCACUGUUCAGCCACAACCCACGACAGCUUUAAGUACAAUACUCCCUACACUUCAACUGCACCAUAUCUAUUUCAGGUAAUUUACAUACAAACCACCGCAGCUUAUUUUAGCCAACACUAGGCUACUUACAGUGUAUCACACGUCUUUUUCAAGUCGUUCAGAAACAAGCCACGGUAGUGUGAUAUUGAAUACUACCCAGGGACGCCGGAACGAUCAUAAGGCAAAGGGAGGCGGACCCACAGCAAGGGCACUUCUCUAAAGCAAAACUUGGAAAUCUUCCGAAAUUUUUUUUUUAUGCAAAAAUUUUGGUCAGUGUACCAUUUUAGGGGUCAAAAAUUUUUUCCGGACAUACCAUAAGUGAAAUAUAAAUUGUAAAUUGUCUGAAUCUCAUAAUUUUCGUACAAAAACCAUUGUUCUAAAUGUGAUUUAUCACGUUUUUUUUAUAACUAAAGGGCACUUCUGCCCCCCUGCCCCCUCUAGCAAAAGGCAAGGGGGGCAGCCGCCGCCCCUGCCCCCCAGUUCCGGCGUCCCUGAUACUACCUACACAUCUGAGAAACCAUUUAUUCAGCCGUACUUUAGAGCAAAAAAGCACCAACAUACAAUAAAUUUUGUCGAAAACAGAAUAUGGACAUGCCACUGAAGCAUUUUAUGGGUUAUUAACCAUAAACGCUAGAGCAUAUUUAAACAGUGCAGACGAUAGUAUAGAGAAUUUGAUGAUGAUAGAAAUAGCUCAUCGCUUAGUUGCAUUCUUUAAGAUAUCCCAAGCUGGGCAAGAAGAAAUAGCAUAUAAUUAGCAUAAUUAUUCUGCACAUAAGUAGCAGCUUUUUGCCGAUACUAUUUAGACUUGCAAUGACCCUCAUUUUAAGGUAUCUUUUUCAGGUAACCCAUCGCCGAUGAUUGAAUACUACGUACAAUAAAUUUGCACGUUUGAGAUAUCGUUUCCAAGAAAAGAUUAAAACUUGACCAUUUCAAGAGUGUUUAUUUAACAGAUUUUUAAUGAGUUAUCUUGUAUAAAUAUUGUACAAGUAUUCUUACAAAUAAAUAUCAAAAGGCAUAUAUAGAGACAUUGAAUGAAAACUCAAAUAAGAUAAGCACGAACGGGAGCCGAGGUCCCAUACAAGGUCGUCCCCCCCCCCCUUUAACGUAGACUUUUAUCCAAUUAACCAAUUAACUAAUUAGGUUUUUAGCUAGAAGGUCUAAUGCGUGAUGAUACAUGUUUUAUGUUUUGCAGAUGCGAGAUGUUAUCCGCAGCAACACAUUCUCAACCAGCUUUGGCAAAAGUUCUGCUCGCCAUCCAAAAAGUAAGAAAACCUUGCGAUUAAUUAACAUUUUAUGUUUUAUCUCCCUACAUGUUCAAUGUUUUGUUAGUUAAAAUAGGAAGUUUAAGCAAGCGACGUCUUUGUGAACACGACGUGCAGUGCUGGAUUAACAAUUAAUUGUGUUAGGGUCAGUUCAUGGUAAUCUUCAACGCAUAUGACAAAACAUUUUUAAAGUUUCUGCUUCCUCAGACGAGCGCUGUGAGGCAAAAUGCCGCAAAAAUUAAUUAUGCCAAUUUUCGGGUGACGUUCGUGUUGACCCAAAGCUCAAGCUUACUAAUUAGCAAUUGCAUUCUUUUCACCAGUAUAUUCACAUUAAUCUAACCAAACCACAUUAUUUUGUUUUCUCAGAUUCCACAAGUUCACCUAACAAGAGACUUGGUUCAGAUAUAAACCAGAACAUGGUUGAAAAGAAUUCGAGACUACAGGCAGAGAGAAGUAAAUCUGAAAGUGCUGGGUAUGGUGGAUAUAACAACCGGAAUGUGUCUGUCGCUGUGGAAGCGGAAGAAGAUGAUGUAUACGUUACGUCUCCUGCUGUCCAAGGUUAGUCAUGUUGGAAACGUGUUGCUGGCCAAAAGAUGCAUGAAUAAUUCUUUGUGGACCUGCUUAUAUACGUCUGGGCUACUUAUAGCGAACAUGCGCAGUAGAGACAAUAAUAAAACACAUGUUUACAUUGUAGUUUUCUCUUAUUUCUGUUUUACAAAUACUGCAUUUGUAAAUGUAAUAACCUUUUAAGUAUUUUCUGCCCGUUUACUCUUGCAAUUUUCGCUGGAAUUUCUAGUGCGAUUUUCUUCUUCUGAUGCUUGUGAACGAGUAAAUAAGUUACGAAUGUUCGAGAUAUAUGUACCCUCAUCUGAACAUUCAUAACUAAGCCACUCGUUCACAUCUAUCAAAAGAGGAAAUAUUGCCCCCUAAAAUCGCUGCAAAAUUUGCAAGUGUAAACGAUCCUCUAUACACAUGCAGCAACGUUAUUUAUGCUAGACAGCUAUAUCAAUUCAGUUGACCAAACGUCUCAAUCUUAUACUGUUUCAGUGUUCCUGCACAAGGGAACCGUACUAUUCGCAAGACAAAACCUGCAGUGUUUAGUGAAGUCAAACAGGAGUCAUUCUUAAUAGGCCUUACAAGGUUAAGGACGCCAUUUUAAAUUAUUGUUUUCACCAUUGUGCGUGCACCCCCUGCAAAUUUACCUAUUGGGAAUUCCACUGUGCUUGCACCUCGGGCACUAUUGUGUUUCAUUAUGAUGUCGUUAACCCUGGAAGGGUCUUUUCUAAAUUUUGAUAUGCCACUGUGCAGGAAUCGGACCCUGAUUUAUUGAUUUCACGGGAUUGAGUAUAAGCGGCUUAAUUUAAAGGCGGUUAAUUAUAUUUAAUAAUCAAAUUCAUAUCAUCCACAUUACCAGUACAUCUUCUAUAUGCAUAUUUUAAAUAUCUGUGAUUAAAACCAUAAAUAUAGACGUUUCCUUGAAACUCUAGCUUAAAAUCUUGCCGGACAAUUUAAGUGGUUUUCAUUCCCUGAGCUUGCAAAUUCGGGAAGUGUCCGUUGAUAAACAAAAGAAUAUAAGUAUCAUCCACUUAAGCUUUCUUCAAUAUAGGAAAUAAAGAAACAGACGACCUCGAUUCAUCAAACGGGUCGGUACGAAAUGAAAAUUCGUUUGGCCGAGACAACGAUGCAAGCUUUCAUAAUGAUAAUGAUAAUGGAGAGUUACAGCAUUCGUCUUCUACGGACAGACCACCAAACAAUGAAGAGGCUGACUUAACUGUAUAAUCUGAUUGCAAUAUCCGCUCGCUAGCUCUAUCUAGCUUUUUGCAAUAGGAUCCUGAUGGCUAUAUUUGAACCAUAAUAAAAGCAAAAAAUAUUCUGUGACACAUUUAUAAUCAUAACGCUGUUAGAGUGCAAGGCUGGCUAAAUCUCACCAGGCAACAGACGUCCUUCGCGUAUGGGUGCAUCAUCAUUUGCAAUACAAGCCUACAAAGAAUAAGAUUACUUCCCCUUAAUCAAAGAAAUUAUUCAAUUUUUACUUCCCCAUGCAAACAACCAUAUUUUCGAUCGAGCAACUUAUUUAGGAUUCUCGCCAGCAAAUUGAACACAACAUUGCAGUGGCGUAGCCAGCUCGAUAAUUCGGGGGGGGGGGCAUAUUCAUAUAUUCGUGCUCUGCAUUAUUAAUUUUUUUUGAAAUUGAUUGUUUUUAAGGUCUGUGAAUACGAAUAUAUGAAUAUCCCCCCCCCCCACUUAUCGAGCUGGCUAGCCACUGCAACAUUGUUUUUACCAAGGUACCGGACUUCGCGUAACAUUCGCGUUAAUCGCGAAUGUCACGCGAAGUCCGUUACUUUGCAGAGAGAGAGCUUUAAUCGCUAGAGCUUUAAUCGCGUUACCCUCAAUAACAAUCAGUGAGAUUAAUCCAGUGAGAUUUAUUCGGUGAGAUUUAUCCAGCCUUCAUUCUUUUAUGCAUGAUAGGGUAAUUGGAGGCCAUAAAUUAUACGUCUCAGUCAAUAUUUCUUAGCAUAACAAUGUACUAUCAAAUAGCCAUACAAUCUUUUAUAUAAUAACUAUUAAUUUUGCACUUUUACAAGGUAAUAUUUUUUUCGUGUAAAUAAUUAACAAUUAUUCACUGUCCAAGUGGAGGUAGAUAGGAUAUCCGGAGUUGAGCAAGCAAUCAAAUUGCACGAAAAGCACUAUCCACCUCGCGAGUAUAUGAUAUGGUUGCCUAGUGAGGUAUAAAUAUAAACAACUUUAAUAUACCGUUUCGUAUUUUACCCUGGAACAAUUGGGAUGUGUGUAAAACCUAAAGAUCAACUGGUCACAACUGGUCGCUAGAUAAUGGUAUAUUCUAAACGUAGGCCGUUGCACUUUUUUCUUUAUUUUCCAGAUGAUGUGACCUCAACGAGAACCAGUCUUAUAACACACGUAUGAUUUUCAGCAAUAUAAAUGGUUAACAGUGCACACAUAAGCUAAGGAUGUAUCUUAAAAGUAUAUCAAUACAAUACAUAACUCUAUAUGGAAGUGUGCGAACAUGUAUACUAAUUAACUUUGUAUAAUUAUUUUGUUAUUCUUUGCUACUACACUCACUCUAUACCUUGUAAAGUUUCAAAAGUCUCCUGUACAUUGGUUCCUCAUUACUCACCCGAUGCAUAACGCGCAUUGGGUAGGGUUAGUUCGGCAAAAACUAAGGGCCCCGACAGUUAUAGGGGCGCCCGUCAGCCACGGCCUAUCGCCCAGAAAAUUAGUAGAAAACGUAAAAAAAUACAGGUUAAGAAUCAAUGGCAAAAUGCAAAAUUAAUAAUGAUAAAUAAUAAAGCCUCCAUCGACAACGG
Molecule: messenger RNA, 13693 nt
Organism: Paramuricea clavata
Lineage: Eukaryota; Metazoa; Cnidaria; Anthozoa; Malacalcyonacea; Plexauridae
Source: the annotation of a GenBank genome assembly